Molecule: messenger RNA, 4387 nt
Organism: Homo sapiens (human)
Lineage: Eukaryota; Metazoa; Chordata; Mammalia; Primates; Hominidae
Gene: GLB1L3
Product: galactosidase beta 1 like 3
Exons: 19
Coding region: 1396-3468 (690 amino acids)
Biological process (GO): carbohydrate metabolic process
Molecular function (GO): beta-galactosidase activity; hydrolase activity, hydrolyzing O-glycosyl compounds
Source: RefSeq, a predicted model, not a curated record
GAAACAUGCGGCCUCCCGGACUCCUCUCUGUGUCACCGACCUCUUGCGCUCAGUUCUCCGGAGCUGCCGGUUUAACCUCGCAAGUCUUCCCGGAACCCGUGCCCUCCUCCUGGGCAGCGUUACCACCACGAGCGCCUACCUGAGAGGACGCCUGUUCUCAUCCAGCCUCCACCCUGCAGCCGAGCAAUCUCCGUAAAACGAACACCUGGCUUAGUUUCUGCUGGAAACCGUUGAAUAGUCCCCACUGUCUUCUGGAAGGGUCUGGGCAGCUCGGCGUGGCGUCCACGGCCCCACCAGGCCUCUGCCUCCUGCAGGUCCCGCUACUUCGUCACCAAAGCGCCCGCCGCGCUCGCAUCUGCUGUGAGGCUGUGCUCGGGCCGCUCCCGCCGAGGGAACGGCCCUCCCAAGGCUCUGCGCCCCAAUUCUCGCUCGUUUGCCAAGAGGUAGCCGUGUCGGGGAGCUAGAGUUCUCCGGGGACUCUCUCCUGCCCCUCGUGGCCCUCUGUGGAACCCUCGUUUUAGGAUCUGCACGCCGUUUCCAGUCGCGCGCGCGGCACGGAGACCGCCCGCUGUGCCCCGCGCUGCGCUCUCUCCGCCCCUCUCCCGCGCAGGCCUCCCUGUGCCAGCCGGCUGUCGACCCAGGUUAGGAAGCCCGAGGUCGGGGCGUUACCCCAAGGGCCCUCCCGCUUCCCCUCCGAGGGCAGAGAGGCGUCCGCGCCCGGACGCACUGCGGGAACACCUGGAGCGCCGGCGGAGCUCGGCUGUCCCCGCGGGAGGGAGCCCGACGCGCAUCCUUGGGACCCGGACCCGGCGCCCGCGCCUCGGGACGGAUUUCUGCCUCGGCUGCAGGCGCAGCGCGCAGACCUGAGCCUGCCCCGCGGAACCGGGGCUCGAGUCCCGGCCCGAGCGCGGCGUCGGGGCCAGCGGAGAGGGGCGGAAGCCGCAAGGGACCCUCGGCGCCUCGGCCUGGCCGCGAUGAAGUCCCCGCCCCUCCUCAGGUGACGGAUCGCCGCUGCCGUCCCGGGCUGCCCACCACCCCGGCGCGUGCCCGGGAGCCUCCACCCUCCCCGGGUUCUGUGGCCGGCCACGCGCCCCAGGCACGCGCCGCGCCGGGCCGCGCCACCAAGCCCGCUGUCCCCAGCUUUCCUCGGCAGAUCCCCUGGCUACCCCCACCCUGCGGAGGGGCCGUUCACCAGAUGCCAGAAAAUCAGGGUGGGGCACGCAGGCCAGGGGCUCCAGCGGCUGGGCACCGUGUCCUUCCCGAACCUGGUGCUGGAAGUGCGCCCGCCUCCGCCUCUCCCAGGCACCCACCGGCACUGCCCAGCCCUGUCUGGAGGGUCUAGGACUGAACGUCUGUCCCCGGCCUUCAUCCUGGCUGCAGAGGACUGGCCGGGUGAUGCCGCGCUGUCCUGGCCCUGGGCCCGCCUGGAAGACCCGCCUGUGUCGCGGGCCCCCUCCCUGGCUCUGGCCUCUAAAGCGCCCCCGGCACAGCUUCCCGGCCCUUGCAGCCCGGUGGGGCCGGAACCUUCCCCUUGUCACUGUUGUCCUUUCUCCUUUCAGCCCGUGUCUCUCCUGGAAGAGAAUGGCGGGCAUCUUUUUCCUGCCAUUUAUCUCAUCAGGUUUUGCUCCUCGGUUUAAGCAGGAAGAGAACUUCAUGCUUGGAAGAGCGCAUCCGUCCCAGCCUAGGUUUAAUUGGUCUCAUCUGACCCCUCUGGAGCUGAAGAAUCGAUCUGUGGGACUUGGAACUGAAAGCACAGGUCGGGGUAAGCCCCACUUCACACUGGAGGGCCACAAGUUCCUGAUCUUCGGGGGCUCCAUCCACUAUUUCCGGGUGCCCAGGGAGUACUGGAGGGACCGCCUGCUGAAGCUGAAGGCCUGUGGCUUCAAUACUGUCACCACCUAUGUUCCGUGGAACCUGCAUGAGCCAGAAAGAGGCAAAUUUGACUUCUCUGGGAACCUGGACCUGGAGGCCUUCGUCCUGAUGGCCGCAGAGAUCGGGCUGUGGGUGAUUCUGCGUCCAGGCCGCUACAUCUGCAGUGAGAUGGACCUCGGGGGCUUGCCCAGCUGGCUCCUGCAAGACCCCCGGUUACUGUUGAGGACAACCAACAAGAGCUUCAUUGAAGCAGUUGAGAAGUAUUUUGACCACCUGAUUCCCAGAGUGAUUCCUCUCCAGUACCGCCAGGCAGGCCCUGUCAUCGCGGUGCAAGUGGAGAAUGAGUAUGGCUCAUUCAAUAAGGAUAAAACAUACAUGCCGUAUCUCCACAAGGCCCUGCUGAGAAGAGGGAUUGUGGAGCUUCUCUUGACCUCUGAUGGUGAGAAACAUGUGCUGAGUGGCCACACCAAAGGAGUGUUGGCCGCCAUCAAUUUGCAAAAACUUCACCAGGAUACUUUCAAUCAGCUUCAUAAAGUCCAGAGAGAUAAGCCCCUUCUGAUUAUGGAAUACUGGGUCGGCUGGUUCGACAGAUGGGGAGAUAAGCACCAUGUUAAAGAUGCAAAGGAGGUUGAACAUGCUGUGUCUGAAUUCAUCAAAUAUGAGAUCUCCUUCAAUGUAUAUAUGUUCCAUGGUGGAACCAACUUUGGUUUCAUGAACGGGGCCACAUAUUUCGGGAAGCACUCGGGCAUUGUCACCAGCUAUGACUAUGAUGCAGUGCUCACGGAGGCUGGAGAUUACACAGAAAAAUAUCUGAAGCUUCAAAAACUCUUUCAAUCUGUCUCAGCAACUCCCCUGCCCCGAGUACCCAAACUUCCUCCCAAGGCUGUGUAUCCCCCCGUGAGACCGUCGCUGUACCUCCCGCUGUGGGACGCCCUAUCCUACUUAAAUGAGCCAGUCAGGUCGCGUCAGCCCGUCAACAUGGAGAACCUUCCCAUAAACAAUGGGAGCGGCCAGUCCUACGGGCUUGUCCUGUAUGAGAAGUCCAUCUGCUCCGGAGGCCGCCUCCGUGCCCACGCUCAUGACGUGGCACAGGUGUUUUUGGAUGAGACAAUGAUAGGGAUUCUGAAUGAGAAUAAUAAGGACCUGCACAUUCCUGAACUCAGGGACUGCCGAUACCUGAGGAUCCUGGUGGAGAAUCAAGGACGAGUCAAUUUUUCAUGGCAAAUACAGAAUGAGCAGAAAGGAAUAACUGGAUCUGUCAGCAUCAAUAACUCUUCCCUGGAGGGCUUUACCAUCUAUUCCCUGGAGAUGAAAAUGAGCUUCUUUGAGAGGCUCCGCUCUGCCACCUGGAAGCCUGUCCCAGACAGCCACCAGGGCCCGGCCUUCUACUGUGGGACCUUGAAGGCUGGCCCUUCUCCCAAGGACACCUUCCUGAGCCUGCUGAACUGGAAUUAUGGAUUUGUGUUCAUCAAUGGACGUAACCUUGGGCGAUAUUGGAAUAUUGGGCCUCAGAAAACACUGUACCUUCCUGGAGUUUGGCUUCAUCCAGAAGACAAUGAGGUAUGUCACUCCAGUCUCUGCCUUGAGAUCUCAUAAACUUUCAGAUCAAAAUGUGUAACAUCUGCAACAUCUAAACUUAACAACAACCAUGCAACAUAUCCAUUUUACAGAUGAGAAACCAAGGUUCAAAGAGGUAUUUGAAAUCAUGUCUCUCUGAUUGGCACCUCCUCUUUCGCUACUACCUUAGUUCCACACGUAUGCCAGUCUUUUCCAAAUAUGAAUGCAAAAAUGCUAUUCAGAAGAUAUAAUGCUUUCAGUGCACUUAGAGAAAAAGAGCUCACAACUUAGAAUUCUUUACCCAGCAAAACUAUUUUACAAGAAAAACAAAAAAAAAAAACAAAAUAUAGAACUUUCUGACAAACAAAAACCAAGAGAGUUAUCAUCAAAAGAUCCCCACUAAAUGAUGUUCUGUAGCGGCCUUUCUCAAUGUCCCAUAAGAGAAUUAAACACUGCAGAAAGUGUCUUCAGUGACUAGUUUCUCAUUAUAUCAUCUGGAUGCAUAUUAGAGACGUUAACUCAUUACAUACUGUGGAUGUCUUGGGGCAUUACAUCUUCACGCUCUCAGGGAACCACAGUUGAGAAGAAAUUUCUAAAAGAUAUGCCACGAGCAGAUGGAAAGUCUGACUUUUAAGAAAGAACGUGGAAUCCAAGAAGGAUGCUGACAUAUGUGAGAGUGAAUAUGGACAAACGUUAACUCCAUAGAAAUAGAGCCAAUGUCUAACUUGAGGUAGCAUCAGCAUAAAACUCUAAGACCAGGCAAAAACACUGUGUAAAGCGAGAGGGAUGUGAUGGCCAAAAAGUGAUCUAAGAUUUCUGUAAUUCUCAGAUAUUAACUUUAGACUUUGUUGAAUAUUCCUAGUUAAUAAACUAAGCUUAAUGUUUAAAGAAUAUACAUAGAGCUUUUAACUUUCUAAAAAAAUUAGGAGGAUAAAUAGAGUAAGAAAAAACAAACAAA